AAAAUCCACGGCUACAAUAAUAAACUUUCGAAUGAAUCAAUUUGGUGUAGUAAAUUUGUCAAGACAUGUUGAGAAUCAGUGUCAAACGCAUCUCCACCAUCAUUGCUACAAACACCAUCAGCACCUCGCUGUUCACAACGCCGUAAGAUAAUUUUCUUUUUGGUGCUGGUGCACUGCUUCCCUUUUUUCCACUCGCAACCAAAAUCGACCAUUUUUCUUUUCGUUUUUGUUUUUUUUUUUUGCUUUUUAAAGCAUCCAAAAUCCGAAUUCGUUUCGCAAAGUUGCUUUUGUUGUUUUUGUCGUGUGAAAUUUAAUCGUCGGAAAAGUGCCAAAUCAUGAAGAAUGUAUGUGUGUAAUUUGUUGAAGUAAAAAAAAAGAGUGAUGAUAUUUCAUCCGACGACAAACGAGAGAAAAAUUAAAUGGUGAAUUCGAAACCAGUGCAUCGCUUUUUGGUGUGACAAUCACAAAACAACGAGCGGCAUCAUUCUAGUUUUAAUCUUUUUGAAGGCAGCAGUGAUCCAAUUCAAUCUUGUUGAAAGUAGCUUUCAAUAAGGAGCGCCACUUUUUUUUCGCGUGAAAAACGAUGUGAUUUUUUGUUUAACUCAGAACGAAAUAUAUAAAAAAGCAACACAACACUUAUCAGCAAUCGCAUAUCGGAUUUUUUUUUCCCACAACAAAUGAUUCAGAGUAAUUUCCGCGCAAAGGAGAUAGCCAAUUGCAUGCUAUUCAUUUUCAUGUGAUUUUCAUAUCGUGUCAAUCAUCAAAUAAGACUCGAUGUCAAAGUUUCAUUCAAAUCGAAAAAAUGAGAUGGAAUUUCGUAUCGGCGAUAAUGAAUGUCGCAUCACUUGGUUUCUGGCCAUUUAUACGGCGAAAAAACUUUUUUAUCGUUUGGAUUAGUGUCGUUCUCUUUACCAGCGAUAUUCAUCAAAUCAAUGGAGAACCCAAUAAAAGUUUCCAAAUGAAAACUUUGUGCAAGGCUCAUUUCUUGCAAAUGGUCUAUCGGAAAACGGACGGUGCUGUACUGUGGUCGCAAAACGAACGCAACUUGGAUUGUGCGUUAACAUUUCAAACACAUUCCAUUCUGCAGCGAUUUUUGGUACGCUUUGAUGCUCUUCAAUUGGACUGUAACGAUCAUCUUUACAUUUAUGAUGGAGCACAUGCAACAGGAGCACCUAAAAUGGACAUUUCUUGUCGAAAUACAAAGCAAUCAGUUGGAAACAUUAUCACUCAAAGUAACUUUCUGACGCUUAAAUACAUGACCGAUGGCUGGGGCACCGAUUCCAAUGGAUUCAAACUCGUUCUAACGGCCAUUAAGAAUAUCA
Messenger RNA from Sitodiplosis mosellana (orange wheat blossom midge), 1322 nucleotides. RefSeq lists its product as uncharacterized. Lineage: Eukaryota; Metazoa; Arthropoda; Insecta; Diptera; Cecidomyiidae. The record is from RefSeq and is a predicted model, not a curated record. Gene Ontology annotation, molecular function: protein binding.